AUGUCAAGCGACCACGAUGUUCACGAAUUGACUGAGGACGACGGUCCUAUUGAACUGCAUCCGCAUGCCGACAUGGUCCUCAUACUGGGCCAUGGAAGCACACAGCCUACCCGCAGAUAUUUGGUCCAUUCUGAAGUUCUUGUCGCGGCGUCACCGUAUUUCACAACUCUCCUUGGACCUCACUUUUGCGAAGGUCAGGCUUUGCGAUCAGAGCAACAGCCAGCGAUCACCCUAGAAGAGGACGACCCAGAGGCGAUGGACGUGCUUUUGUCAGCACUCCAUCAUAAGACCACAGACCAACACAACGACGUCGACUUGCAACUGCUUGCGCAGAUCGCACGAGCAAGUGAUAAAUACCGCUGUAACGGCGCCUUGUCGCCUUGGAUUUUCCGGUGGCUCCGGGAAUCUAGACCUCCUGAAGAUGUGGCGGAACACGGACUGCUGCUCAUGGCUGCGUACCUGUUCGAGGCCAAGGAUCAGUUUCCAACCAUCUCGGCACAGGCGGUGAGGUAUUUGCCGCCGGGGUUUGCGGCCACUUGGACGGACCAUGAAAUCCUGUCUGCAUUUCCCGACAACGUCAAAAGUAAGCAGCUUCCUUACGCGGUUCUCCUCAGUCACAUGUGCCCGCUUAACAGUGAUUAG
Messenger RNA from Colletotrichum abscissum, 642 nucleotides. RefSeq lists its product as uncharacterized. The transcript has a single exon. The record is from RefSeq and is a predicted model, not a curated record. The coding region runs from base 1 to 642 and encodes 213 amino acids. Lineage: Eukaryota; Fungi; Ascomycota; Sordariomycetes; Glomerellales; Glomerellaceae. Gene Ontology annotation, molecular function: protein binding.